AUGGACGACAUCUCACCGCCAUCCCGCCGCACCCAACAAGCCGACUCAGAAGCGCCUCUCCCCCUCAAGCGCGCCCCAAACUUCGCAUCCUGCGACCCCAAAGAGGCCCCAAACCCCCUCAUCGCCUACCUCUCCCUCGCCGCCCGCGCCUUCGUCGGCAGCCCCGGCCUCACCCCGACGGGCCCCACCCGCUUCCGCUACCACAACCCUCUCAACAACCGCUGGCGGGCGGCGGCGGGGGAUUGGGACCAGGAGAUGAGGGAGAAGACGGGGGCGAUUGUAGGGAUGUUGGCGGAGAGGCAUCCGGAUGGGGGGCCGGGGGUGGAUGCGGAUUGGGUGGGGAAGGUGAGGAAGGCGUAUCGGAUGCUGGUGCUGGAGGAGGAGUAG
Mytilinidion resinicola is the source of this 387-nucleotide messenger RNA. RefSeq lists its product as uncharacterized. The transcript has 3 exons. The coding region runs from base 1 to 387 and encodes 128 amino acids. The record is from RefSeq and is a predicted model, not a curated record. Lineage: Eukaryota; Fungi; Ascomycota; Dothideomycetes; Mytilinidiales; Mytilinidiaceae.